Acanthoscelides obtectus is the source of this 558-nucleotide messenger RNA. The record is from the annotation of a GenBank genome assembly. NCBI's taxonomy places the organism in Eukaryota, Metazoa, Arthropoda, Insecta, Coleoptera, Chrysomelidae.
AUGGUUAUUGGGUUUAUGUCGGAGACAGAGGUGCAUCUGGUUUCAAAACAGUGGGAUAAAUGCAGAAGAUAUCAUGCGACAUGCUGUCGUAGUAAAGUCAAAUUGUCUAAAGAAGAUGACGAUGACGAUGACGAUGACGAUGACGAUGACGAUGACGAUGAUGACGAUGACGAUGACGAUGACGAUGACGAUGACGAUGACGAUGACGAUGACGAUGACGAUGACGAUGACGAUGACGAUGACGAUGACGAUGACGAUGACGAUGACGAUGACGAUGACGAUGACGAUGACGAUGACGAUGACGAUGACGAUGACGAUGACGAUGACGAUGACGAUGACGACGAAACGAAGACGAAGACGACGACGACGACUGCGACGACGACGACGAUCACGAUGACGACGACGACGACGAUCACGAUGACGAUGACGAUGACGAUGACGACGACGACGACGACGGCGACGACGACGGCGACGACGACGGCGACGACGAUGACGAUGACGAUGACUAUGACGACACACUUGGCAAUAAGAAAAUAUCAGAGAAAGCUGUUACAAUGA